Coccidioides immitis RS is the source of this 2391-nucleotide messenger RNA. RefSeq lists its product as uncharacterized. Bases 1 to 2391 code for a protein of 796 amino acids. Lineage: Eukaryota; Fungi; Ascomycota; Eurotiomycetes; Onygenales; Onygenaceae. The record is from RefSeq and is a predicted model, not a curated record. The transcript has a single exon.
AUGGCUCCAGUUCACAGUCAUAUUUUGCAGUCCAGACAGAGCAUCCUCCCUCCUCGUCCUGCACAAGGCCCACCGGGCCAAGUACGUGCUGUCAAUUCCGUCUUUGGGUUCACAUCCCUUUUGUCUCUAUUCGUGGCUUCAUUCCUCAUCUUCGUUGCCGCCAUAUUUUGUUGGAAAAUUAGUGCCUUUCUCCGCAUAUUUACUCGACAUAGGGUGAUCGGCGGAGGAAAAGAGGCAGGCAUUCGCUAUGCAAAGACGUGGUAUGGUUGGGUACCUCUGGAUCGUCGUCAAAAGCAGCGGCAGCGGAGGCAGCAGUGGUUCAAGACACUUCGAGGCUGGUUAGCCUGGAGAACUUGUCACACCGAUUACAGUUGGGUCUGGUGGGACCCGCAAGGCAAGAAACUUGAGAAGAGAGUACGAGACCAGCAGCCCUUGAGUUGGAUCCCAUCGUCGUUGACAGGCUAUGUCUUUGACCCUGCCGGCUCCACGUCCAGUCUAAGUCAUCAAGUCAAGCGUCCCCAAGACGAAGGAGUGGCAAAUUUAACCGCCAAAAAUGCGUCAAAAUUGAAAAGCAGGGAUGUCGUGCCUGUUGAAAAUUCACAUUUUCCUUUUGUGCGGAAGCGGCCUAAACGAGAAAGACAACUUCGAGUUCCCCAGGAGCAUCAGCCGUCGCCCAACAUCAGUAAUACUCUAGCCUCCCAAGCUGAUAUCACAUUUGGGAAUGAUGGGCAGCUCAGUCUGAAUGAACAAGAAAACCGUCCAGCAACUCCCUACUUACCACCUGCUUGUAAAUCAUCGUCCAAGCGCUGUGUUUCGCUCCCGCAUUCAACCUUUGAAGUAACACAGAAAAGCGAACCCCGACCCGCACACGUCCCAAGAUGUGUAUCUGAUGGAGCUUCAUUCAAAAACCCCAAGUUAUGCGAGAAUCCACGCUCUAAGAAUUCCACAGCAGCGUCCACACCUUCUAUUCUAAGUACUGGUGGCUUCGAGGAACCAAUGCCAACCAUGAAGGCUGAGAAGCACUUGUCAUGGAGAUACAAGGCUUGGGGCGCACGAAUGCAACGCGCAACCUUUCCUAAUACACCGAUUUGGCUAUGUGGACUCGCCGGUCGGCCUGGAACUCCAUUUCCAGAUGCCCUAAGGAGCUUAAUUUCGACAGGAUCAGGCUCUGAAUGCUGCAGGUCAACAAUAGAUUAUUCUCAUUUGCCCGUUGCGUCUAACUCCUCCAUGGCUGGUAUCUAUUCUCAAUCAAAGCAUGCCAUCUCGCCUUUACCAUACCGCUUUAGGAUGCAUCCAAGUCAAAAAGAAAGGAUACGCACAAUCUACUCAAGCACGGAUCGUUUUCUGAGUCAGUCUUCACUGAAAGCUAGCCGCAAGUCGUUUAAGAAUCAUUCGGAUCAUGCCAUAGAAGAACCGGGUCCAUCUGUUUGGACCGCCAAACAGUUACAGAACCAACAUGGCGGCAGUAUUCGAACUCAAAGACAAAUCAGUAACCCUGAGGUACGCUUGCUUGACGACCUUGAACGCAAACUUGAGUGGCUCUCUAGCGAAAUGGACCCUGGGCGCAAAACGGAUAACUUUUCAGUAGUCUAUAACCACUGGUUGAACAAAACCACAUGGGUAGUCUAUGAUCCGCCGUCAAGAGUUCCAUCUACAGAGAGAAGGCUUUAUGGAGAUCCUAGGUUCAAUUAUCCUUAUCAGGCUAAAAGUGAACUUCGCAAAGCGGAACGUCCUCCCAUUCAAAGGAGCAAGCUGCACACUCCCAAAAUAGAUUCGUGGCGUUUGGCGGUAAAUUCUGCGAGGCAGUCAGCUGGAGUUCAGAGAUUUUUAAAGGCAGUGGAGUUAUUUGAAGGUUCUGCCGACGAACCACCAGAUGGCGCGAUCGACACUGCGACUUGGAUCCUAAGAAAACCUCCACAGGGGUUCGAAAUGUCGACGAAACAAAAGAACGCAUAUUUCGAAGGUUGCGGUGGAUGGUGCGAGAAGUUAGAUUACUGGCAGAACGUUCCGAGAGCCUACCGGGCGCGAAAGGUAAUUUGUGAAGGAAAAGCGAACCGAAGGAGGAUGGCGGAGGUGGCGAAGAUCGUGACCAGGGGCUGUAAGCGGACCGUCAGCAAGGUUGUGCCUCGUUUACCUCAACAUAGCAAACGGAAAUCUGCAGUGAAAGAUGCAGGAAGGGUAACAAAAUCAAGCUGGCAUCCGCCGCCGCCGAAAUAUCAGAAAAGGAAGAAGCCUGUUCUGAACGGUCACAGAGCCGGCUUAAUCGAGCGUCAUCCCAAUAUACCUUAUGCCAUUGCUCCCAACGCUUUUAUGUCAAUCGCCGCUUCAGUUAAUUUGAUUCUGGGAGAGCGCACAGUGCGCCCCCUGGAUGCUCCACCAGUUGGAGCAUAG